AUGACGAAGGUGAUAGCUCUCAGCCUUCUCAUGCUGCCCUCGUGCAUCGUCGCAAGGCGCGGCGCCAACAUGGCCCUGGACUUGAACGUUGAGAAGGCACCUGAGCACGACGCGAAGUGCAAUCAGUAUGUGCCUGGCACGCAUGCCUGGAAACUUGGCUGGCUUUUCGGAGGGCUUGAGCAUUGCAGAUGUGAAGACGAGAGUGCAAUUAUCGCCAAUGAGCGUGGCAGCGUGCAGUGGCAGGAUAGCUAUUUGGACGACAAGAUGAACUCGUUCGAUUAUGCAAAGAAGAACUUAUUUCGUGACUCCAAGUGUAUGCCACGCGCCGAGAGGGUGUACCGCGAGGCGUUGGCGGACAUCAGAAAAGCCAUCGGAUAUGCUGCGACCUCGAAACUUGUGUUCUUGGACAUCUCAUACAACGCACAGGCUCUCGCAAGCUUCGCCAAUGCCUUCAGGGGUGAGAGCCGCAAGACUCUUACACGAAGCGCUUUCCUUGGGCGCUUCGAUUGUUCGGAACGCGCUCUCCGGGUGCCCGAGCUUGACGAUGCAUGUGCUGACAGCAUGGUGACUAUCAAGAAGUACCAGACCGAGGCCGCGUCUUGCUUGGAGGCAAUGCAUGCCCUCGAGCACGCGAGGGAGUUCAUCGACGGUGCUGCGUUCACACAGGCAGCGACUCUCGUCUCGGAGGCAGCGAAGAUCAUGAGGGAGAAGGACAGUCGCACCGAUGCGGCCCUCAUCGGCAAGGCGAGCGAGGCCAGUGCAGCCCUGCUCGGCAUUGUGCAGGGCCUGCUCCCGCGCGUGGAAGAAGUCAUUCCGCCUUUCUAG
Messenger RNA from Prorocentrum cordatum, 825 nucleotides. Lineage: Eukaryota; Dinophyceae; Prorocentrales; Prorocentraceae. The record is from the annotation of a GenBank genome assembly.